AUGGCUGUUGUCGAUCAAGAAGAUACUCUGUAUCAUAGAUCAACAUUCCACCUGAUAUUUGUUCAGGAUAACACUAAUAAUAACCACCACCACCACCACCACAACAACAACAACAACAAAAACAACAAUAAUAAUGCCAAAGGUAACGUGGAUAGUGCCCGAUCCAUUUUUGAAGAACCAGAUAUUACACUAGUUACCCAGUGUAGCAAGCAGUCUUCUAUACCUAUACCAUAUAUCCCACAAUUAUCUAGAGGUAGAUUGAAUUUGAAGAAAUCAUUCACUGCGGGAAGCACCAAGCUAAAGACUAGGUCACAUCCAUUGGUUAAUGAUGAGAUUGAUCUAUGUGGUGAAGAAGAAAAAGAAGAAGAAGAAGAAGAUGUGGAUGAUGACGAUGAUGAUGAGUUUUUGGAUGAGUAUGAAUCGGAUGAUCUUUCCUUCAGCUCUACUCUGUCCUUCCAAUCAAGUGUCACCAAUGUAUCAAGGAAACCACCACCAUUAUACCAGUACCAUUCAUUUAAUAAUGCACUUUACUCAUAUGUAUCCCCUAAAUCAACAUUAAUGAUUAGCAUACCAACAAACAGAUCAAUAUCUAUAGCAUCAUCUUCCGUCUCCUCGGUAAAUACUUGUUUUUCACCUAAACAACCAACACAACAAGAACUACCACCACUACAACAGCAACAACAGCAACAACAGCAGCACCAGCAGCAGCACCACCCCCACCACCAGGCAAAGGUGAUGUCUAGAAGUUUAAGUGGGUCAUCUACUUUAUCAGUGACUUUGCCUCAACAAUCACCACAAACCACUUCUUGCUCACCGGUGACCAUAACGUCAAAGGGAAUACUUGGUUCUGAUUCUAGUUCUAAUGCACUGAGGUUUGGUUAUCCAAAAAAGACUCUUCGUCACGCAUCGUCUACCGAGUGUCUCUACAAACUACUACACAACUCGUCAUCUCCUUCAGUCAAGAAAUUACUUUAUUCCAAUCUCACAACGUCCUUGAAAUUGUUGAAAAAUAAAAUCCCUUUUUAUACCAGUCGACAAAGUAUACUCAAUAACAUCAUAAGUGAACCUCCACGAUUAACCGACGAUAAGUUCCCAACUUCACAAUCUGAAGAGCUCAUAACUUUCUUUCAAGAUGACCAAGUCACUAAUGAUCAUGAAAUGUCAGCGGCAUCUGCACAACUUUCCUUCACACCACAUAUUAAAUCGACGUUUAAAAACCGAGAUUCACGAAUAAAUUCUCAAUUCCUAAGACUAUAUGCUUAUGAUUACAAUGCUCGUAUCAACUCCCAAACAUUACCCAAUUCAUUAGCUCAGGACGAUUCAUCACCCAUUCUUACAAAGAAAUCUAAUCUCACUUUCCAUAUCAAACAUAAUAUGUUUAGAAUAUCCAAUAUGUCGAGAGAAAAAUUAUGGAAUAGUGUUAUUCUACCGCCAAGAAAGGAUCAAAGUCCGAUGGACUGUAUAGACAGUGAAUCAUACUGUCCAGAUGUGGAAAUGGAAGAGGAGGAUGAGAAGGAGCAAAAAAAGAAUAAUACAACACUGAGUGCUUAUGGGGCUACUUCGAUAACGAGAAAACUGGGUAAAUACUUGCCUUGGGAUUUGAAACCAAGCAUCAAACCAGCAGGGGUCUUGCAUGGAGGGAAAUGGGUAUUCAAUGGAAUGGCACCAAAUUCUGGUAUUACAAAGACUCAGUUUACCGUUAAGGGGUGGUGCAAUUCCAAAUGGAGAAAUAUUUACAAGGAAUUUGAUAACGAUAAUAAUAAUGAUGAUGAUGACGACGAUGACGAUGAGGAGGAGGAGGAGGAGGAGGAGGAGGAGGAGGGCUGGAUAUAG
Lodderomyces oxycetoniae is the source of this 1833-nucleotide messenger RNA. RefSeq lists its product as uncharacterized. The record is from RefSeq and is a predicted model, not a curated record. The transcript has a single exon. Bases 1 to 1833 code for a protein of 610 amino acids. NCBI's taxonomy places the organism in Eukaryota, Fungi, Ascomycota, Pichiomycetes, Serinales, Debaryomycetaceae.